This is a messenger RNA of Cicer arietinum (chickpea), 2147 nucleotides long. RefSeq names its product lysM domain receptor-like kinase 4. Lineage: Eukaryota; Viridiplantae; Streptophyta; Magnoliopsida; Fabales; Fabaceae. Gene Ontology annotation, molecular function: ATP binding; protein kinase activity. The record is from RefSeq and is a predicted model, not a curated record. Gene Ontology annotation, biological process: protein phosphorylation.
CACCUAUAUCUUCAUUUUGACUAUAAUGUUUAUCACCAAAAUCUCCAUCAUUGUUGGACAACAACCUUACAUAGGUUUAGCCACAACAGCAUGUCCUAGAAAAGGUGAUUCUAAGUCCAUCCGUGGCUAUGAGUGUAAUGGCGAAACUCACACAUGCCAUGCAUACCUCACCUUCAGAACUCAACCAAUAUACAAUUCAAUUUCCACAAUCUCUUCUCUCUUAGGUUCCAACCCAUCUCAACUAGCUGAAAUAAACUCAGUUUCUUUAAAUGAAACAUUUGAAACAAACAAAAUGGUCAUUGUUCCUGUCAACUGUUCUUGUGCUAGUCACAAAUAUUAUCAAGCAAACACAACCUAUGUUUUUCAGAACACAGACACUUAUUUUCUUGUUGCUAACAACACUUUUGAAGGACUUUCAACUUGUCAAGCUUUGAUGAAUCAAAAUCAUAAUCCUGGUGAUGUUUACCCUGGUAGAAAACUACUUGUUCCUCUUAGAUGUGCUUGUCCUACAAAGAAUCAAACACAGAAAAAUAUUAAGUAUCUUUUAAGUUAUUUGGUUAAUUGGGGUGAUUCUGUUUCACUCAUUAGUGAUAAAUUUGGUGUUAACUUUAGAACCACUCUUGAAGCUAAUACACUUUCUUUAACACAAGCUACAAUCUAUCCCUUUACAACACUUCUUGUUCCUCUUCUUGAUAAGCCUUCAAGUUCUCAAAUUCAAACACUUUUGCCAACUCAACAAUCUCCACCUUCCUCUUCUUCUUCUUCUUCUUCUUCUUCAACAGAUAAAAAAUCAAACAAAACUUGGGUAUAUGUUGUUGUUGGAGUAGUUGGAGGACUGGUAGCUUUAACAUUAGUUCUAUGUGGUUUUAUUUUCUUCAAACAAGGUAAAAAGAAAAAUGAAUUUGUGAUUGUUUCUGAGACUGAGAGUACUAAUUAUGAGGCAAAAGUGAAACUAGAAGGGAAGAAAAUGAAGAAAGUAGAUGAAAAAUUGUUAGAGACUAUACAUGGUAUAGCUCAAUCAUUCAAUGUUUAUGGCUUUGAGGAACUAAAAGUUGCAACUGAUAAUUUUAGUCCAAGUUUUUGGAUUAAAGGGUGUGUUUAUCGUGGCGUUAUAAAAGGCGAUUUGGCUGCAAUUAAGAAGAUAGAAGAAGAUGUUUCAAAAGAGAUACAAAUUCUUAACAAAAUUAAUCAUUCAAAUGUUAUUCGCCUUUCGGGUGUUAGCUUCAAUGAAGGAAAUUGGUACCUUGUUUAUGAGUAUGCUUCAAAUGGAGCAUUAAGUGAUUGGAUUUUUUUCAAUAACAAAAUGGAUGAUGGAAAGUUUUUGAGUUGGAUUCAAAGAAUAAAGAUUGCAUUGGAUGUUGCAACAGGUGUUGAUUAUCUUCACAGUUUCAAUUCAUUUCUUUAUAUUCAUAAGGAUCUAAAGUGUAGUAACAUUCUUCUUGACACUGAUUUCAAAGCAAAGGUUGCAAAUUUAAGGCUUGCAAAGUGUGUGGAAAGACUUGAUGAGGAACAUGAAGAAUUUGUUCCUACAAGACAUAUUGUUGGGACAAGAGGUUACAUGGCUCCAGAGUAUUUGGAAAAUGGUAUUGUUUCUACAAAGCUUGAUGUGUAUGCAUUUGGGGUGUUGAUGUUGGAAAUCAUCACAGGAAAAGAGGUUGCUACAAUUUUAUCAGAAGAUAGUAAAAUGAAUUUGUCACAUGUUUUAAGUGGUAUACUUUGUGAGGAAAAUGGUAAUAAGAAGUUGAAGGAGUUUAUGGAUCCUUUACUUGAAGGAAAUUAUCCAAUUGAACUUGCUAUGUUUGUGAUUGAAAUUAUUGAUAACUGUUUGAAGAAGGAUCCAGUAGAUCGUCCUGCAAUGAAUGAGAUUGUUCCAACUUUGUCAAGAAUAUUGAACUCUUCAUUGAGUUAGGAAAUAUCAGUGAAUGUUCCAAGAUGCCAAAGCUUUAGCAGGGCUUCUUUAUGUUAAGGGAUAUUACUUAGAUCAGUCAAUGAUUAUGUGUUUAUUAAUUUCUGGUUUUCUUUAAUUAUAUGCUAGUACUGAUGUGAUGUGUUUGUUAAGCUAGUCUUUAUAGUGUGUGAGGAAUGAGGAAGAAUGAAUAUGAAUUUUAUUUUAUUUUAUUUUGAGAACAAAGACAUAAAUUAUGGUA